AUGUCGUCUGCUGUUGGAAUAGGUCGCCAUUCAAACGAAGAAGUUCACGCGAUGAUCGUCAACGAUUUAAAGCAGUUUUCGGCAAUUCUAGGCAAUCGGAAAUACGUUUUGGGAGACCGGAUAUGCGACUGCGCAGCGUUCGGUAUCCUGUCCCAGGUCCGCUGGUGCACGCCGUCAGCCUAUCCGGGAGUUGCUGUGCUACAAGGUGGUGAAUUAAAGAAUGUCACGGACUACAUAGACAGGAUAAAGGACGACUUUUGGCCAGACUUGGAGGAAAUAACAAGUCAGGUGGCAGCUAAAGCUUAA
This is a messenger RNA of Mya arenaria, 306 nucleotides long. Its product is annotated as failed axon connections homolog. The transcript has 3 exons. Gene Ontology annotation, cellular component: cytoplasm. The record is from RefSeq and is a predicted model, not a curated record. Bases 1 to 306 code for a protein of 101 amino acids. NCBI's taxonomy places the organism in Eukaryota, Metazoa, Mollusca, Bivalvia, Myida, Myidae.